UCGCGCUCUCUCUCUCUUCUCUGUCGCUUCGACUCUGCGUGCGGCGAGUUUUCUCUGCAAUGGCGACCCAGAAGCUGACGGAGUACGAGCGCCGGAGGCUCGAGAACAUCCAGCGAAACGACCAGAUGAUGGCCGCCCUCCAGCUCCAUUCCAAGGCCUCCCUGCUCUCCGCUUCCUCCAAGCGCCAAAAGGUCGAGAACAAGGCCAAAGCCUGCGCGGUCAAGACGUACAGGGUGGCUAAAGACGAGGCCCCGGUCGUUAUUCGGCGCUCGCUCCGCGCCAGAGGGAUGCCGCCGGACUCCGAGGGUCUCGAGGGCGACUUCGGUGACGCGGCCCCUCGAGCCCCAGAGUCGAACCCCAAGUUCUCGCCGCCCCGGGAUUUGGGGUCUUUCUCUAUGGGCGACGCGUACGAAGGUCUGGGGUCCCGGGAUGGGCUCGUUCGGGCUAUGCGGCGUCUCUCGAAGAGACCCGAGAUGUGGGGUUCGGUCGAAGAGGGAAGUGGUGGAGUUGAGGGGUGCAAAGACGAGGUUUUGAGAGAUUCAGUCGCUGGUGUGAGUGCGCACUCGGUAGGUCUAGGUUGUGGAGACAUCAAGACUGAGGAUUCAUUAGGCGGCCGGCUCAAGAGAGAAGGCAUUAAGACCGAGGAUUCGUCAGAGUUCAUUAGUACACUGAAAAUGGAGGACUCGUCGGGUUAUGGAAUUAAGAGAGAAGGUCUCGUUGAUUCCUUAGAGUUCAUUAGUUCUUUGAUACUGGAGGAGGACAAUGUAGCUAGAGUUGUCCCUGGAAGGGUGAUGGUGGUGAAGUUCUUCCCCACCACCGAACUGAGAAUGGUGGCUGUUGGAAACAAGUACGGAAAUGUCGGGUUUUGGAAUAUGGAUCCCGAGAAAGAGGAGGGAGAUGGCAUAUACUUGUACCACCCGCAUUCUGGUCCAAUUGGAGGGAUCUCAAUCCAACCAUUCAACAUUGCAAAGAUUUUUACCUGCUGCUAUGAUGGAUUUGUCCGCAUGAUGGAUGUCGAGAAAGAGAUAUUUGAUUUGGUACAUGCAAGUGAUGAUGCUAUCUUUUCUCUCUCUCAACGACCCAAUGAUGGAAGCUGCUUGUAUUUUGGUGAGGGUCGUGGAGGUUUAAAUAUCUGGGAUCUGAGGGUUGGAAAAUCCACUGCUUUGUGGGCUCUGCAUGAAGAUAGAAUCAACACCAUAGACUUUAAACCACAAGAUUGCUUUGUCUUUGCAACAAGUUCUUCAGAAGGAACUGCUUGUAUUUGGGAUUUAAGGAGAAUGGGUGCUAAAAAUCCGAAGAGUUUAAAGGUUAUUGAACAUGGAAGGGCCGUGCAUUCUGCUUAUUUUUCUCCUUCUGGCAGCUGCCUUGCAACGACAAGUUUUGACGACACUGUAUGUAUAGCGAGUGGGGACAAUUUUGAGGAAGACUUCUCACGUGUUCCACAAUAACCAGACGGGUAGAUGGAUCUCCUCUUUCAGGUAUGAAUUGUUUAGGACAUACUCGAGUUAAAAUACUUACAGAAAAUUUCAGAUGCUGUUGUUUCUUGCGAGAGGUUGAUGUUAUGUUAUAAUCACCGGAAUUGGCUGAUUUGGGGACUUGUGCACUCGAGCAUCACGCGUUAAUGAUAUCUUUCAUGAGCAUUGAAAGUGCCUUAAAGCUCGAUUAUUGGCUCAUUAUGUUUGUUUAGUGACACCAGCAUGAUUACCAGCCAGGUUCUGUCAUGAAAUUUGAGCUCCAGGUUAGAAAUUUAGGAGCAAAUAAAAUGGCAUAUUGAUUUGGAGGUGCUUCUUGUUGGUGAAGUGUCGGUUUUGUUAUGAAGAACAAGGUCUGAAUUUUUACUGUGUUUUAAUAAUUGCUCGAUGAAUAAAUGCUACUACUAGCA
Molecule: messenger RNA, 1882 nt
Organism: Syzygium oleosum
Lineage: Eukaryota; Viridiplantae; Streptophyta; Magnoliopsida; Myrtales; Myrtaceae
Exons: 4
Coding region: 60-1448 (462 amino acids)
Biological process (GO): regulation of DNA damage checkpoint
Cellular component (GO): nucleus
Molecular function (GO): DNA binding; protein binding
Source: RefSeq, a predicted model, not a curated record